This is a messenger RNA of Brugia pahangi, 915 nucleotides long. The record is from the annotation of a GenBank genome assembly. NCBI's taxonomy places the organism in Eukaryota, Metazoa, Nematoda, Chromadorea, Rhabditida, Onchocercidae.
AUGGCGGAUACAAAGCCUAGUGUAACGGAAAAUAUGUUGGCAUUACUCAUUAUUUUUGUAGUGUCAUUGCUUGGCUUUGUCAGCAAUGGUUUAUCACUUCAUCUCACAGUCACAAAUUCACAUUUUCGGAAUGCUUAUGGCACUCUUUGUACGGCGAUUUUGUUGUGUAAUAUACAAACGAUGGCAGUUAUACUAAUUUGGGGAGCUGUUGUCCUACUAACGAAUUCACGUGAGUUAUCAUCGCAGACAUCUCCCAUUGCCUUAAUACCCGGAUGCUUUGCUAAUGUAUCUUUUUACGGAUCAUUAUUGCUGAAUUUGUUAAUUGCGGUAAAUAGAUACUGCGCUCUUACACAUCCUCUCAAAUAUCAUUCUUUUUGGUCUGUGCAGAAAGCUCGUAUAGCAGCAAUUAUUGCUUAUUUUCUUGGGUUUCUUCCAUGUUUUCCAAGCAUUUUUGAGCCCUGUACUCUCAUUUUUAAUAUGGAAUUGGAUUUGCGCUGGAGCUACAGUAAUACAAGUUGUGGUUAUAUUAAUUCAAUGUUUGACCUAAUAUUCUGUAUUUCAACGCUGACCACAGCGGGAUGCAUUAACUUUAUAACGCUUUUUAGGAUUAGAAAUUACAGUAAAUCAAGAAAAAUGAAAGUAGACCAACUGAUAACACGUUCUAUCAAUCGCAAUCGUGACAUAGGUUUUUUUAAACAGUCGUGUACCAGUGGGUUUACAAUUAUGAUAGUUGGUAUUUUCUUUAAUGUUGGCCCACAUUUUCUCACCAAUAAAUGGGCCUUAUUUGCUGCGACUACAAUUUGUUGGCAAAUUUCGAAUACCUUAGAUGGGUUUGUUGUAUUGUUCUUCAGUUGGCAUUACGUCAGGAAUUCAUCAACAAAUAUAGUAAUGGAUCUAAGGCGACAUGGAUGGUAA